AUGUCUUUGGAAGCGAAUAAAUCAAUGCCACUUGAUGAUUUACCGAAGCUUCCAAGCGAAAUAGCCGAGGAAAUGGUGAAGUGUCAUGAUCUGAAACAUGUUGAAACUAUUGAAAAGAAUAUUCUUCCAUCGAAACUUGGUUAUUAUUAUUAUUCUUUUUUUUUCUUAAUAAGGCUAAUAUUUAUUGCAGAUGUCUACAACGAAAAAGUUGACGGUAAAUUGAAGGAAGAAAUUAAGGGUCACGAUGUCUCGAAAUUACACCACACAGAUACUGUUGAAAAGAAUGUUUUGCCUUCACCGAAUGAUAUCGCUCGUGAAAAAGUACCCCAUGAAAUAUCAAAAUUUGACUCGGACAAAUUAAAUCAUGUUGAGACAACAGUAAAAACAGCUUUACCAUCAGCCGAUGUAAAACUUUCAGAAUUUACUCGAGAACAGACGAAGAGUCUCGCUGCAAAUUUUGAUCAUUCGAAUUUGAAGCAUGUUGAGACAAAUGUGAAACAGAAUGUCGAAGGUUUUUCGUUAUUUCGCUAUCUUAAUUUGAAUCAAAUCAGAUUUUUUUAUUCAUAUUAUUCAUCAAAAGAUGAAACGAUAUAA
Molecule: messenger RNA, 594 nt
Organism: Dracunculus medinensis (Guinea worm)
Lineage: Eukaryota; Metazoa; Nematoda; Chromadorea; Rhabditida; Dracunculidae
Source: the annotation of a GenBank genome assembly